Messenger RNA from Pochonia chlamydosporia 170, 3495 nucleotides. Its product is annotated as calcium-translocating P-type ATPase, PMCA-type. Gene Ontology annotation, biological process: intracellular calcium ion homeostasis; calcium ion transmembrane transport. The transcript has 4 exons. Gene Ontology annotation, molecular function: ATP binding; P-type calcium transporter activity; ATP hydrolysis activity. Bases 1 to 3495 code for a protein of 1164 amino acids. Lineage: Eukaryota; Fungi; Ascomycota; Sordariomycetes; Hypocreales; Clavicipitaceae. Gene Ontology annotation, cellular component: intracellular membrane-bounded organelle; membrane. The record is from RefSeq and is a predicted model, not a curated record.
AUGCCACCCGGACUCUCCGCCAUGAGGUCUCCGUCUCCAUCUUCAAGUAGCACACUUCCCGUGCACGCAAGCACACAUGGUCGCCCGUCUCACUCGCCAGCAGACGACGCUCCAUUUAGUCUGUCUCUCAGGUCUCUAGCCGAGAUCGUUUCCUCAAAGAGCAUAGCUGAACUGAAGGCACUUGGUGGACUCGAUGGACUUGGCCGCGCCUUACAAACUGAUUUAUCGGCUGGGUUGUGUGAGGAUUUGGCAGUAUCUGAUGACGCAGAUCUGUGGCGACAGGAUGAAUCCCAGAAUCGACACAAGUCUCGUAUCGAGGUGUACGGAGUGAACAAAAUACCGGCCAAGAAAACGAGAAACAUCCUCCAGCUCAUGAUUAUUGCUCUCAGCGACAAAGUUCUGGUGUUACUGUGUAUCGUCGCGGCAAUCUCAUUAAUACUCGGCUUGUAUCAGACCUUCUUUCAACAGCAUUUGCCUGGACAACCGCGCAUUGAAUGGAUAGACAGCCUGACUAUCAUGGUGGCGGUUCUCAUUGUCGUGGUGACUGGUGCAGUUAAUGAUUACCAAAAAGAGAAGCAAUUCGCUCGUCUUGUCAAAAAGACGGACGAUCGGGUCGUCAAAGCAAUACGGUCGGGACGCCCAACAGAAAUAUCUGUCUUUGAUAUACUUGUUGGUGACAUCCUUCACAUAUCGGCCGGAAGCUUGAUACCCGCCGACGGUGUCCUCGUUACAGGAUUCUCGGUUCGAUGUGAUGAAUCUUCCAUCACUGGUGAGGCAGAUCAUGUCAGGAAACUCCCGUACGGCGAAUUACGAGGGCCGGAUACCAGUGAAACUAGGAAAGGCACUGAUCCGUUCAUCAUCUCUGGCAGCAAAGUACUAGAAGGAACGGGAACUUACUUGGUGACCGGCGUCGGAAUUAAUAGCAUGCAUGGCCGGCUGAAGAUGGAUGUCACAGAGAGGACGGAAACCACACCACUACAAAAUAAGCUGAGCGGCAUUGCAGACAGAAUCGCCUUGGCUGGAAUAUCCGUCUCCUUCCUGCUAUUUGGAGUGCUCACGGUAAAGAUUUUGGUCCAACUACCUGGGACGAGCCUGACACCCGUUGAGCUUGUCCAGAGGUUCCUCCGCACAUUCAUGAUAUCGAUUAGUAUCAUUGUUGUCGCUGUUCCCGAAGGCUUACCCCUGGCCGUCACUCUAGCCCUCGCAAUUGGAGUCACGCGGAUGCUCAAGGAUAACAAUCUUGUUAGAGUGCUUGCGGCAUGUGAAACAAUGGGCAAUGCGACGGUGGUGUGUUCCGACAAAACUGGAACACUCACACUGAACAAAAUGACUGUCACGGCCGGCCAGGUAGGCUUAGAAGGAUCCUUUGAAGAGUUAGAGCGCCACACAAGAGCAGACGCAAACGAAACAACCCGAGCGGAUGAAGUGAACUGCGGAAGCAAAGGAGACAUGUCGCCUGAGGCGUUUCGCUCAUCAAUGGAUCCGCAGGUUCGGGAUACUUUGAUACAAUCAAUCGCCAUUAAUUCAACUGCUUUAGAAGGACAGGUUGAUGGGGUGACAACUUUUCUUGGAUCAAGCACUGAAGUUGCACUUUUGGACUUUGCUCGAACGUGGCUAGGGAUGCGGCCAUUGCAAGAGGAGAAGGCUAAUUCACAAAUCUUGCAAAUAUGUCCGUUCGACUCGACGAGAAAAUACAUGGCCACGGUGACAAUGCGGAACAAUGGUUCGUACCGGGUAUAUUUAAAAGGAGCCCCGGAAGUACUCUUACGAAAAUGUGACCGAAUUCUGUACAAUGCAACGAUGCCAUUAGCGGAAGAUGCGGCCAUGACACCUGAUCGCUAUCAAUCGGUGCUUGAUGCUGUUGAAACCUACGGUGAGCUAGCACUACGAACCAUCGCGUUCGCAUACAAAGAUUUGCCUUCCUGGCCACCAGCAAAUGCACCCAGAGUGGACGACGUGUGGCAACAUAUUCUCAACGAUAUGACGUUCCUUGGCAUUUUGGCGAUUCAUGAUCCUCUCAGACCUGAUGUCAGCGCUGCCAUAUCCCAGUGCAAGCAAGCAGGUGUAUCGGUAAGAAUGGUAACUGGCGAUAAUGUCCAAACUGCGCAAGCCAUUGCGAGAAGUUGUGGUAUUCUAGACGAUACUGGAGCGGUCAUCGAAGGACCUCAAUUUCGUAACUUAUCAACAUCCGAGAUGUAUGCGCUGCUUCCUCGUUUGCAAGUUCUGGCUAGAUCCAGCCCAGAGGAUAAGAAGCUGCUUGUUAGCCGAUUCAAGGAAUUAGGUGAGACUGUAGCUGUCACUGGAGAUGGAACCAACGAUGGGCCUGCACUUCGGACGGCGGAUGUUGGCUUCUCGAUGGGCAUAUCCGGCACGGAUGUCGCGAGGGAGGCAUCAUCCAUUGUUCUAAUGGAUGAUAACUUCUCGUCAAUUGUAAGAGCCAUUGAAUGGGGGAGAAGUAUCAACGACGCUAUCAAGAAGUUCCUUCAUUUUCAACUCACGGUCAACAUUACCGCCGUGACUCUCACUUUCGUAUCAGCCAUCGCCAGCGACACAGGUGAAUCAAUACUAUCACCUGCCCAAUUGCUUUGGGUCAAUCUCAUCAUGGAUACCUUCGCAGCACUAGCUCUUGCGACAGACCCUCCAAGCCCAUCAGUUCUUCAAAGAGCACCAGAUACCAAGGCAACACCAUUAAUAUCCCGUACAGGAUGGAAAAUGAUUAUUGGGCAGGCUAUCUACCAACUUGUUGUGAUUUUGGUACUCAGCUUCAAGGGAGCUGAUAUUCUGAAGCACAUGCGACCUGGCGAGGCAACCACUUUGGAAACCUUUGUGUUCAACACAUUUGUUUGGAUGCAGCUGUUUAACUUGUACAAUAACCGCCGCUUGGAUAAUAAGCUCAACAUAUUUGAGGACAUUCACAGAAACCCAUAUUUUAUUGGGGUAAACAUCGUGAUAAUCACGAGCCAAGUUCUCAUCGUGACAAUUGGUGGGAGUGCGCUGUCAACAACACCGCUUUCAAUUCAAGAAUGGACAUUAUCUGUUCUUCUUGGUGCGUUGUGCAUGCCUGUCGCUGUGCUCAUACGCAUUGUCCCCGAUGAUUUUGCCACAAGAAUGUCGCCAUACAGGUGGUAUAUGCGUCUUCGGAAACCGCGACAGCCCGACACAUCGGGAGACAAGCAAUGGUAUUCCACUAUAGAGCUUAUACGCAGCGAGUUAAUAGGGUGCACACAGCCGCGUGAUUCUAGAUGGGGAGACAUGAUUUGGACAGUAUCAAAGUACUGGCGACGGACGGAUCCGGAAGUUCACGGUGAGACGCGACAGUUUGAUAACGAGAGGACACCAUUGCGUCCAAAGCAGCAUAGGGAUUUCAAGAAUAGUAGAAGAGGCUCUGUAUGUGCCCCGUCAGUAGUCAUGGUCGGAAUGGUGGCAGGGGGCAUUGCGGGAUGGCCACGCCUUGAACAGGGUGAAGGCGGUUACCAGACAUUUGACGCGAAGUAG